AUUACAUUGACUUCCGGUUCCGCUGUCAGAUUUGUCAACAAAUCAAUGAAUAAUGGAGGCAUCUACAUCUUCAAUUAUUUACACUACUAAAUCUAAGGACCAAACUUGUCCAUCAAAUGUCAGAGUGAAAUUAGAUCCUGCUUUUAAUAGAAAGACAUUGCCUAAUCUUGAAAAAGAAAUAGAAGAAACAUGGAAAAGACGUCUUGCUGAGUUGCCUUCCCUGUUUAAUGGAACUAAAUUUCGACUGCAUUCUGUCGAAGAAAAUUGUGAAACUUUGACUUUGAACAUGGGAAUAACAUGCUAUAAAGAUUUUCAAGGUUCUAAUCUAUCUAAGGAACUGCUGAUUUUACAAAGUCAAGGUCUUUGUGACCAUGAUGAUUCACAGGCAUAUUUGUCAGAUGCCCUCGGAGUUGGUGCUCUUGUUCAAACAGUUGACAACCAUAUGGUACUGUUGUACAGGUCCAAGCAUUGCGGUGAGGAUACAGAAAUGUGGGACAGACCUGGAGGCCAUCCAGAACCAAAGAACCUGGUAGGACCAACACCUGUCGAAGAAAUAAACAUAUCCGAGAUGAAGGAAGAAGCUGUGAUAGAAGAACUAUUUAAUUCAAUCACUGAAGAGGUCAUAUCGGAGGUGAACAUUCCGGCAAGCUCCCUAGAACCACCUGGUAUACUUGGCAUCCACAGGAGUCAUCUAAGUGGCGGAAAACCAAAUGUCGAGUUCUUGAUAAAGUGUAAGUUGACAUCAUCAGAGGUAGAAUCUCUUUACAAAGAAGGUUGUCAAGCAGAAGCCUAUGAAUCAGAGAAGAUUUUCCUGUUACCGCUUGAAAAGGCACUCAGUGCACAUUCAUGUGACCUUGACCUCUGGAACAAAAUGGCCGCUGGUGCUAAAGGACUACUGUCACUGUAUAAUAUGUACAAACACAGAUAUUUAUUGUGAUUCCAAAAGAAUGGUUUCAGAAAAUGGGAACAAAGUGGCCAUUGUCAAUGUCUUGCAAUAACAUAUAGGGUACUCAUUGUGACAUUGUCAUAUCGUGUAGUCUAGGUUCAUUGGGGUUUUUUGUCUGUGGGAGGUCGAACCCUCAGUUUCUUUUCAUAAGGAUUAACCAUCCUAAUGAGCAUCAGAUUGGUAUUUUUUGCGAUUCAUGACAUCACAGAUAAAAUAAUACCAAAAAUAGUUUGGUUUUUUGUUUGUUUUUUUUUUAAAACUGUUGAAAGAAAGCUGAUGCAAUUAUGGUUUUAUUAUCCCCCGCCGAUGGAAUCGGGAGGGGGAUAUAGUUUUGGCGUUGUCCUUCCGUCCGUCCGUCCGUCCGAAUUUCGUUUCCGGAGUAGUUCUCUGCAACUAAUGGCUGGAAUUCAACGAAACUUUAUGGGAAUGUUGAUCAGCAUGUGAAGUUGUGCACCUGGGUAUUUUCGUCUGGAUAUUUUUAGUAUUUUUAGAGUUAUUGCCCUUGACUCAGUAAAAUUUUGUCCGAAUUUCGUUUCCGGAGUAGUUCUCUGCAACUAAUGGCUGGAAUUCAACGAAACUUUAUGGGAAUGUUGAUCAGCAUGUGAAGUUGUGCACCUGGGUAUUUUCGUCUGGAUAUUUUUAGUAUUUUAAGAGUUAUUGCCCUUGACUUAGUAAAAUUUUGUAAUUUUCAACUUGUGUCGCAUGUAACUCAAAAAGUAUUUGACCUAGAGUCAUGAAACUUUACAGGAAUGUUGAUCAGUAUGUGUAGUUGUGCACCUGGGUAUUUUCGUCUGGAUAUUUUUAGUAUUUUUAGAGUUAUUGCCCUUGACUUAGUAAAAUUUUGUAAUUUUCAACUUGUGUCGCAUGUAACUCAAAAAGUAUUUGACCUAGAGUCAUGAUACUUUACAGGAAUGUUGAUCAGCAUGUGUAGUUGUGCACCUGGGUAUUUUCGUCUGGAUUUAUUUAGUAUUUUUAGAGUUAUUGCCCUUGACUUAGAAAAUGUUUGCAAUUUUCAACAUGUGUCGCAUGUAACUCAAAAAGGAUUUGACAUAGGGUCAUUAAACCUUAUUGGAAAGUUGCUCAGCAUAUUUAGUUUGUUCCUGGGGUUUCGCUUGUGGAUUUAUCCAGUAUUUGUAGAGUUAUUUCCCUUGACUUAGUAAAAACUGUUUCAUUAUGUUGUUAUUUGAUCCUUGAGUGCUUGAGUUAGAAUCGACCAACUUUACAGGAAUAAUGAUCAACAUCACUAAAUUACAGGAAUAAUGAUUCACCUCACUGUGAUGCUAUGAACCUGGGACUUUGCAUGUGGAUUUUUUUCAGUUUUGUUACGAGUUAUUGCCCUUGAAUUACAGUAGUAUAAAUUUGCAAUUUUCAACUUGGGGUUUGCUUGGGGAUUUAUUCAGUAUUUGUAAAGUUCUUGCCCUUUACUUAGUAAAAAGAUUUUUAGUUUUCAAAAAAUAUUUGACCUAGAGUCAUAAGAUUGACAGAACAGUGGCGCGGUGGGGGCACCCGUGUCCUAUGGACACAUUUCUAGUUUUUAUUAAAGAAGAAUUAAAAUGAUUUGUUACAAUAACAUUUAAAAAUAUUUGAAAAUUGUGAGAUCCCUUCUUGAUGCCUUGAAAAUGGCAAUGAAGUCUGGAGAUUAAGAUGUUUUUACAUCUAUGUGAGCUAUUGUGAUCCCCCACCGUCCGUCGUCGUGCGUCGUCAGCAAUUUCUUUAAACAACAUCUCCUCAGAAACAAAUGACUGCACAGCAACCAAACUUUACAGGAAUGAUCCUAGGGUGGUCCCCUGCCAAAGUUGAUCAAAUGGUUCCGGUCUGUUGCAUAAGUAGGUCACAGGGCCAGAAAAGGAGUUUCAAAAAUGCAAAAUUAAAAAAUCUUGUCUGAAAGUACAAGGCCUAGAGCUUUGAUAUUUGGUAUAUGAUAUAACCUAUAGGUCCUCUACAAAAAUUGUUCAAAUUUUAGCCCUGGGGUCAAAUUUGGCCCCACUCCAGGGGGUCAUAGAUUUUCCUUAUAUGUAAAUAGUGAAAACUUAAAAAAAAUUCUUGUUUGAAGGUACAAGGCUUCAAGUUCAAAGAAUAUUACAGUUUAUGCCAUGAUUAAUAUAUAAAUAAAGCCUUAUGUCUUCAGUUGUUGUGUUAAUAAUAACCAGUACUCGACGGGGGAUAUAAAUUCAACGAAUUUGCUUGUUAUGAUUGAACCUUAAAGAUCCUGUAACUUAAAUUGUUUAUGGUUUAGCUCAAAUGAAGAUUUAUCAAUAUUGUAAUUUCCAAAAAGCAUUAAUUGUAAAGAUAUUACCAAAUUUACGUUUCAUGUUAAUAAAGGGAGGUAUUAGAAAUCUAUUUUCUAUUAAGUCUAAGUCAAAUUUUUCAAUAAGAAAUGAAUGCAUAUAUCUUAAUGAAUACAUAUAAUGUGGACAACGAAAUAUUUGCAGUACAUAUUUUACAUAUUCUUCAAUGUUUGAAAAUUGUUUUAAAAGCAUAAUUAUAUACCCGUACAUAUAAAAAAUUUCACUUAAGUGUGGUUACAACCUUUAUUACAACAUAGGAUGUAUAACAUAUUUGUAUUUACUAGUUCAUAAGAGUUUGUAAUCCUUAAAGGUUUCGCGACAAUCUUUAACAAUUAGGUUUAUCAGUGGCAUAUCUCUAAUACUCAAUAGUUUAUAGUCAGUUUUAUAGAAACAAAAUAUGAUUUUUAGCAAUUUUACAUAUACUAGUAUGUUAUUUGAAAACAGUGAUGCAUAACAAAAAAGCAUUUUAUUUAGAUUUUGUCAUAAUUGUUUCUCAAAUUUAUCAAUUCAUGUGUGUAAUCAACAACCCACAUGACUCACAGAAAAUUCUAUAAAUAUCUUUCAGAAUGUAUUGUUAAUGUUUAAUUGACAAAUAGACUGAGGGAGUCUUUAGUAUUUUAGUUUUAUCCUAAACAUUUUUUCAUUAUCGAUUUUUGGUCAGUGACCACUAUAAAAGUUGAUUUUUUAAAGUACAUGUAUGUAGCUCAACUUGACAACAAAAAUAAGCAUAAUGUCACUUAAAGGUUUUGUUUAGGGAUAAUUUUCAAAGAUUAUGUUAAGCUUAUUUUUAGAUAUUUUACAUUAUAUACAUGUACAUUAUACAUAAAGAUAUUCACCAGAUUUAUUUUGUUAAACUGUUAAUGUUUAAAGUUUAUAUGAUAGUGUUAUAUAUAAGUUUAUUUUUAUAGAAACAUAUUUUUUUUUUUCAUGUGCCUCAUAUGAUUUCAGUGAAACAUGUUGCAUGUAGUUGCCGGUUUGACCUUCCCUCCAUCACACUUGUUUUUCAUAGCACUUUAAGUUAAUGGCUGAUGAUUUAGAUAUUUGGUGUGCUGAUACCUUCCACUGACCUUUACCCUUGAGUCAAGGUCAUUGAUCUUUAGAAUACAUUUUGCUACCUUACAUCAUUGUAAGGGCAUAUUUUUCACUUUUAUGUCAAAGUGACAUCAGUGAGCAUCCAUAUAUAUUUUGGACAUUCUUGUUUUAAAUUAUAAUUGUUUUGAUUUAUAUACCUUUUAUUGCUUUAUAUAUUUACCACCUAGUCAUAUUGAUAAUGCAUAAUAUUAUAAGCAUACAAUAUUUAGAUUUAUUAUCCAGGGAACUGCAGUAGGAUUGAUAUUUUAUUGACCAUAAUUAUGCCCCCCUGCGAAGAAGAGGGGAUAUAUUGUUUUGCUAAUGUUGGUCGGUCGGUCUGUCUGUCGGCAGACCACAUGGUUUCCGCUGAUUAUCUUGAAAACUAUUUAUCACAAAGUAUUCAUAUUUCACUUAGUGAUUGGUCAUAACUAGUAAAUGACCCCUAUUGAUUUUGGGGUCACUAUGUCAAAGGUCAAGGUCACAGAGGCCUUAAAUGUCAAAAUGGUUUCUGCUGAUUAUCUUGAAAAGUAUUCAUCAAUAAGUCUUCAUAUUUUACAUAUUGAUUGGUCAUAACUAGUAGAUAACCCCUAUUGAUUUUGGGGUUACUAGGUCAAAGGUCAAGGUCACAGUGGCCUUAAAUGUCAAGAUGAGUUCUGUUGAGUGUCUUCAAAAGUUUUCAUCACAAAGUUGCCAUAUUUCACAUAGUGAUUGGUCAUAACAAGUAGAUGACCACUAUUGAUUUUGGGGUCAAUAGGUCAAGGUCAUAGGAGCUUCAAUUGUCAGAAUGGUUUCUCGCUCAUUAUCUUGCUUACAAUUUAUCACAAUGUCUUCAUAUUUCACAUAUUGAUUGGUCAUAACUAGUAGAUGACCCCUAUUGAUUUUGGGGUUACUAGGUCAAAGGUCAAGGUCACAGGGGCCUUAAAUGUCAGAAUGGUUUCUGCUGAUUAUCUUGAAAAAUAUUUGUCACAAAGUCUUCAUAUUUCACAUAGUGAUUGUUCAUAACUGGUAGAUGACCCCUUAUGAUUUUUGGUCAUUAGGUCAAAGGUCAAGGUCAUAGGGGCCUCAAUUGUCAGAAUGGUUUUCGCUCAUUAUCUUGGUUACAAUUUAUCGCAAAGUCUUCAUAUUUCAAAUAUUGAUUGGUCAUAACUAGUAGAUGACCCCUAUUGAUUAUGGGGUCACUAGGUCAAAGGUCAAGGUCACAGGGGCCUUGAAUGGUAAUAUGAUUUGAGCUUUUUAUCUUGGUUACUAUUUAUCACAAAGUAUUAAUAUUUCUCAUACUGAUUGGUCAUAACUAGUAGAUGACCCCUAUUGAUUUUGGGGUUACUAGGUCAAAGGUCAAGGUCACAGGGGCCUUUAAUGUCUGAAUGGUUUCCGCUGAUUAUCUUGAAAAAUAUUUGUCACAAAGUCUUCAUAUUUCACAUAGUGAUUGUUCAUAACUGGUAGAUGACCCCUUAUGAUUUUUGGUCAUUAGGUCAAAGGUCAAGGUCAUAGGGGCCUCAAUUGUCAGAAUGGUUUUCGCUCAUUAUCUUGGUUACAAUUUAUCGCAAAGUCUUCAUAUUUCAAAUAUUGAUUGGUCAUAACUAGUAGAUGACCCCUAUUGAUUAUGGGGUCACUAGGUCAAAGGUCAAGGUCACAGGGGCCUUGAAUGGUAAUAUGAUUUGAGCUUUUUAUCUUGGUUACUAUUUAUCACAAAGUAUUAAUAUUUCUCAUACUGAU
Messenger RNA from Ruditapes philippinarum (Manila clam), 6021 nucleotides. Its product is annotated as uridine diphosphate glucose pyrophosphatase NUDT22-like. Lineage: Eukaryota; Metazoa; Mollusca; Bivalvia; Venerida; Veneridae. The record is from RefSeq and is a predicted model, not a curated record. The transcript is spliced from 4 exons. The coding region runs from base 53 to 937 and encodes 294 amino acids. Gene Ontology annotation, molecular function: GDP-mannose hydrolase activity.